Molecule: messenger RNA, 1707 nt
Organism: Manihot esculenta (cassava)
Lineage: Eukaryota; Viridiplantae; Streptophyta; Magnoliopsida; Malpighiales; Euphorbiaceae
Product: hydroxymethylglutaryl-CoA lyase, mitochondrial
Exons: 9
Coding region: 194-1495 (433 amino acids)
Biological process (GO): L-leucine catabolic process; ketone body biosynthetic process
Cellular component (GO): mitochondrion
Molecular function (GO): hydroxymethylglutaryl-CoA lyase activity
Source: RefSeq, a predicted model, not a curated record
AACUAAAACACAAAUAUUCCCGAAAAAGGAAAAGAACCUCAUAGUUUGCAACUCCUUCACGUUGUCUCACCUUCUCUUCUUCCUCUUUCUUUUCAUCUAACCCAAAGAAAAGACUGCAUUUUUAGUUAAUUCAGAUAAUAAUAUCUGAAACCCUAGUCUUUCCUUUCAAACUUUUCUCUUCAAUUGAGAGCAAAUGUCGAGUUUGGAAGAGCCACUUGGCCUUGACAAGUUGCCAAGCAUGAGUACCAUUGACAUGAUUCAAAGGUUCUCAUCUGGUGCUUGUCGUCCCAGUGCUGAUGAUAUAGGAAUGGGAAGUUGCUGGAAUGACGGAAGGAGUUGCAGCUCAUCCAACAGUUGCGAGGAAGAUUAUGAGGAGGCUACAGGAGAGGCAUUUCCUUGGAAAAGGCAUACCAGGGGUUUGUCCCAAGUUGAUUCCUUUGGUAGAAGAACCAUGAGCUUAGGCAGGAACCACAUGGUAUGUGGAACAGUUUGGGACUCAAGUUACUUUCCAGAUUGCCAAUACAACUUCAAGUCCAAUAAGAAGGACAUGCAGGAUUUAACAAAUAAGUUUUGGAAAGGCAUACCAAAUUUUGUGAAGAUUGUAGAAGUUGGUCCGAGAGAUGGACUGCAAAACGAGAAAAAUAUUGUACCUACAGAUGUAAAGAUUGAAUUGAUUCGCAGACUAGUAUCUUCUGGGUUGCCAGUUGUUGAGGCUACAAGUUUUGUAUCACCCAAAUGGGUUCCUCAGUUAGCUGAUGCAAGAGAUGUGAUGGAAGCAGUUAAAAGUUUGGAGGGCUCUAGACUGCCUGUUCUGACACCUAAUUUAAAAGGAUUUGAAGCAGCUGUUUCGGCUGGUGCUAAGGAAGUAGCAGUUUUUGCAUCAGCUUCUGAGUCAUUUUCGAAGUCAAACAUAAAUUGUAGCAUUGAAGAGAGCCUUGCUCGUUAUCGUGCUGUUACACAUGCUGCUAAAAAGCUUGGAAUUCCAGUUCGUGGGUAUGUAUCGUGCGUUGUCGGGUGUCCUGUGGAAGGAGCAAUUUCUCCUUCAAAAGUGGCAUAUGUGGCUAGCCAACUUUAUGACAUGGGUUGCUUUGAAAUUUCUCUGGGUGAUACAAUUGGUGUUGGUACACCUGGGUCCGUUAUUCCCAUGCUUGAAGCAGUAAUGGCUGUGGUUCCAAUUGAGAAGCUUGCGGUCCACUUUCAUGACACAUAUGGGCAAUCUCUCCCAAAUAUUUUAGUUUCUCUCCAGAUGGGGAUUAGCACAGUGGAUUCGUCUAUCGCUGGUUUAGGUGGGUGCCCAUAUGCUAAGGGAGCAUCAGGCAAUGUUGCCACUGAAGAUGUUGUCUACAUGCUUAAUGGGCUUGGGGUGAAAACCAAUGUUGAUCUUCCAAAACUCCUCUCUGCUGGUGAUUUCAUAUGCAAGCAUUUAGGUCGCCCGUCUGGAUCAAAGACUGCUGUUGCCUUGAGCCGAGUUACUGCUGAUGCCUCUAAGAUAUGAGGCAUUUCAGGUAGAAAUAGAUUAGCAAUCAAGGAAGAUUUCGAAUUGAUUGCUGCACACACGUAUGUCUCAUAUGUAUACAAAUAGAUGAGAAUAAAAACUAAGAGCCAGAUAUCCUGUAAUUAUCAACAAACUAUUCAUUUUACUCGAUUGUAUGCUAUUAGUAGCAGAAACUGCAUAUUGUGCUGAAUAAGAAAAUGAAAUUAACAUCA